AUGAGCGAGCCAGAAGUUCCACAAUCUGUGGAGAAAAUGCUGCCUCAUCUGCAGCAGCAGCAGCAGCAGCAGGAAAACUCCAAAAUUGACUAUGAACAGGAGGCUGCGAAGCUGGAGGAGAAAGCUAUCAGGUUUUUGGCCAAACAAGCGCAUCCAGUGAUCGUUCCUUCCUUCGCAUCAUGGUUUCAGUUUUCUGACGUUCAUGAAAUCGAACGGAGGAUUCUGCCCGAUUUUUUUGAUGAUUCUUCAAGGUUUAAAACCGAGAAGGCAUACAAGGAUGUUAGGAACUUCAUGAUCAACACUUACAGGCUCUCUCCAUAUGAGUACCUAACGGUAACUGCUAUCAGGAGAAACGUGGCAAUGGACGUUGCGUCUAUCGUGAGAAUUCACAACUUUCUGGAGCAGUGGGGUCUGAUAAAUUACCAGGUGGACCCAAGAUCAAAGCCAUCGUUGUUGGGGCCCAGUUUCACUGGGCACUUCCAGGUUGUUUUGGAUACUCCACAAGGACUCAAACCGUUUGUUCCCACCCGAGUCAUCACCAAGACGCCGCCUGAGUCGCAGGUGACCACAGAGCCCGAAGCAGCUUCCGAGCAACAAACAAACGCUGAGAACGAUGCAGCUACAGAACCACAAGGAGAUUCUAAUUCUGAACCAAGUGUUGAAACUCAAGGAGCCACAGAACCUCAAAGCGCGCACCCAGUACCCGGACUCGAAGAAGCUGAGACCAAGAGCACAACUCCCUCUGGAGCUGCAGUCAACGCUAACGCUCAAAAUAAAGCUGAACAGGGUUCGAAUGAUGACCAAGAGCUUGUAACUGAGGUCAAAUCAGAGCCUAAAUCCGAUAUAAAGCUGGAACAUAAGUCUGAGGUCAAGCCAGAAAUUGAAUUUGUGAAGCCAGAAAAGUUCCCUGUAAACUUGUCUUUACGGAAAAACAUCUAUGAUAGCGCACAAAAUUUCAACUCUCUGCAAACCGACUCACAACAAUCGAAGCAGAUUAACAGGGCCUACAUAUGCCACACAUGUGGUAACGAUGCUGUUGGCGUUCGUUACCACAAUCUGCGGUCGCGAGACACUAACUUGUGUUCUCGCUGUUUUCAGGAGGGCCAUUUUAGUGCACAUUUCUCAUCUUCCGACUUUCUGCGUCUCGAAAACAAUGCCCACACCAAGAAGCAGUGGUCAGACCAAGAAGUCCUACUUCUACUAGAGGGCAUUGAAAUGUACGAGGACCAAUGGGAUAGAGUUGUGGAACAUGUUGGAGGCUCCAAAACCUUAGAGGAAUGCGUGGAGAAGUUUCUGACGCUGCCAAUAGAAGACAAAUAUAUUGACGAGGUGAUCCCUGCCCAACCGCGGAAAUCUGGUCAAGGAAAUGCUACUCCUGAAGUUACGCAGGCAGUUGACGCCACCGUCGAGGCUUUGUUAAACGGCUUCAAUGACAAGGUACUAAAGGGGACACUUCCAGAGAACGCCAAGCACAUAUCUGAAAAAUAUUUGCAAGAAGCCCAGCUGGUUGUCCAAGACCUUGUCAAGCUCACGCUGGAGAAGGUUGACCUGAAAUUUCAAAAGCUGAAUACUCUCGAAGAAACUUUGAAUAAAGAAAGGCAGAGGUACACCCAAGAGUCUGACAAGCUUCUCGGUGAAAGGCAGUCCCUAAGCAAACAGGUCACAGAGCUAAAUGAAGAGCUAGCUAAACUUAAUAUUUCUAAAAAGCUGGUCAUGCUGUCAGAACAGGCUGAUUCUGGUGUAAAGCUUGUCGAGAAGGAUGUAGAAAGCCAAAACAAAAACAAGCUAGUGAAGAGUGUUGACGAGUUUGAGAGUGUUUCUCACAUCGACCCUCAACAGUAUAAGUCAUGGUCAAUGUCUUGA
Messenger RNA from Lachancea thermotolerans CBS 6340, 1863 nucleotides. It is a transcript of the gene RSC8, whose product is annotated as Rsc8p. Gene Ontology annotation, molecular function: zinc ion binding; DNA binding; histone binding. Bases 1 to 1863 code for a protein of 620 amino acids. The transcript has a single exon. The record is from RefSeq and is a predicted model, not a curated record. Gene Ontology annotation, cellular component: SWI/SNF complex. Lineage: Eukaryota; Fungi; Ascomycota; Saccharomycetes; Saccharomycetales; Saccharomycetaceae. Gene Ontology annotation, biological process: positive regulation of DNA-templated transcription.